This is a messenger RNA of Acaulospora colombiana, 548 nucleotides long. The record is from the annotation of a GenBank genome assembly. NCBI's taxonomy places the organism in Eukaryota, Fungi, Glomeromycota, Glomeromycetes, Diversisporales, Acaulosporaceae.
GUCGUUCCAAGAAUUUAAUCGCAAUUCUAAAAUUCUCAAGACAAUUUGAUCUUAGAGAUAUCGCAGAAUAUGUCAAAGUGAAUUCGAGUCAACCCUGGGGUCCCGAAAUUCAAACAAUAUUUAUCGUCCUCAAUGCAUUUAUCAACUCUAAAGUACGAACACAGCAUAUAUCGCUUGACCGAAAAGCAAUUUUUCCUGAACCUCCUCCAAACAAUAGAAUAUUUUUGACCGGAGGUAUAGAGUUGAUGAAGGGAUUCUGGCAAACAAUACGUCCUGGAUGGGCAACGUAUUAUCCUUCGGGAAACUUGAUUGACGUUAUUCCUUAUAUCAUCGCGAACGUCUCUCAACGUGGGUUGAGGUCACGAAACGAACUACGACGUGGAUUGACCUCUGAUGAAAUCAAACGUCUUUCAGAAUUUCUUAAAGACAAUGACAUCACCACAGUUUAUCGUGGCGACCGUGGAAAACCGAAGCACAAGGUUUUUCGAGUAUCCGAUAGGUCUGCUGAAGAAAGUGUAUUUAGUAUAGACGGGGGAGGGAGGAUCAGU